AUGUCCCAAGAUUUAGAGAAAAAAAUCGCUGUACAGCAGCAACAAUUAGACCAACUAGCUGCGAAUCAACAGCAGCUGCAGUAUCAUAUUGCAUAUUUGCAGCAACAGCAGCAGCAGCAGCAACAUCAAAAGGAGUUGCAAGAACAGCAAAAUGAAAAAACGGAGCCGGGACCGCUGUGGGAAAGAUCGCAUCACUGCGGGAGACUAUUGCAGUCUCGGAGACGUGGUUGGCCGGCAACAGUUUUGAGGGGCGUCAACGGUUUCAAGUGGUCAACACAAUGCUUGUCCCGUUUUCCAGGCCGGCUCAGCGACAGUGUACCAGUUUUUAUUCCUGGGCCAAUCAACAUCAACGCCUCGACGAUCGAGGAAUAUUGGGAUUUGCUGAUAAACAAUGAAAUGAUUGAAUUGAUUGUUGAGCAUACAAAUAAAAAAAUUGAAGAUGUCUGUGCUAAGGAUAUGGCUGCUGACAAAGACAUGCAGACUUACCAUCACUUGACUGAUGUUGCGGAAAUGAGAGCAUAUUUGGGAAUGCUCUAUUACAGCGGACUAUGGAAACAGUCGUCACUCAAUUAUGAGCGGCUCUGGGACAGAAGCAACGGUACGACUGUGUACAGAUGCGUUAUGUCUCGAACAAGAUUUAUGUUUCUGUCGACAUGUCUGCGAUUUGACGAAAAAAAUAUUAGAGAUAAUGCAGACAAAUUCGCUCCAAUUUGCAAAUUAUGGAACAGCUUUAUAAACAAUUGCCAGCAGUAUUAUAAACCCCACAAUAACUGCACUGUCGACGAGCAGCUUCUCGGUUUUCGAGGCAGAUGCUCGUUCCGCAUGUACAUCAAGUCGAAGCCCGAUAAAUAUGGCUUGAAAAUAAUCAGCUUGAACGACGCAUCUACAUCUUAUAUGUACAACGCUAUGCCUUAUGUAGGGAAAACGACGACGCCUGUUAAUGAGUUUGUUGUUGAGUAUUUUUUCAGAGAAAUAACACCGAUUCACGGCUCUGGGCGCAACAUUACUUGCGACAAUUGGUUCACCUCUAUUCUACGUAUUCAACGGAUGCUUGAGGCACCUAUAAAUUUACGCAUCACUGGAACGAUACGCAAGAACAAGCGCGAAAUUUCUCAAGAGAUGAAAGUUGCUGAGAAACAAACUCCGGUAGCCAAGUACUGUUUUACAAAAAAUCUCACGCUGCUGUCAUACAGUCCCAAAAAAAAUAAGGUUGUGUUAUUACUAACCUCUUAUAUGCACGGUAGUACCCAGGAAAUUGAUGGAAAAUCCGAAAUUAUUGAUUAUCACUGUUAG
Molecule: messenger RNA, 1293 nt
Organism: Linepithema humile (Argentine ant)
Lineage: Eukaryota; Metazoa; Arthropoda; Insecta; Hymenoptera; Formicidae
Product: piggyBac transposable element-derived protein 4
Source: RefSeq, a predicted model, not a curated record